AGAAAACGUUUUUCGCUUCAUUCCUCCGGGUGGAGCCUGGAAGAAGUCUAUAAAACAGUACCGAUCCGAUUGUAACAGUAAUAGGAAGGUGAAGUGUGGGCUUCAGGUUUUAACCCUCUGCUCCGAAAUGGCUGGCGGAUCCGGCUCGAAGGUGGUGCAAAUCACCAACAUUGCCCCGCAGGCAACCAAGGACCAGAUGCAGAACCUAUUCGGUCACAUUGGUAAGAUUGACGAGAUCCGCCUGUAUCCGACGAUUAGGGACGUUUCGUGUCCGGUGGUGUCCCGCAUCUGCUACGUCAAGUACUUCGAGGGUACCUGUGUCGCCGUGGCCCAGCACCUGACCAACACGGUCUUUAUCGAUCGGGCGCUGAUUGUGAUCCCCGUUCAGGGUGGAAUGAUACCGGAUGAGUACAAGGCGCUGGAGAUGGCCGCCAAUGGGACGCUGGUGCCAGGGUUGCACAGCAUCGAAGGGCCGACCAAGCUGCCACCGGAGGUCGUUAACCGCAUCGAUGGGAUGGUUCCCAAUCAGGUGAUGAAAACGAUCGAUCCGAAGUUGGAGGAGCAUAACCUUCCGGAGUAUCCGCCUCUACCGGUCAAUUUCGAUGCCAAGAAGAUUGAGGAAACUCGCCGCACCAUCCUUAUAUUGGAUGUCAAGUCUGAUUGGCGGCUGGAGGAGCUGAUGGAUCAUUUCAAGAUGGCCGGAGAGAUCAAGUAUGCUCGUUUCGCUGAAAACGAGCGAUCUCGCUACGCUCUGAUGGAAUUUUGCGAGCAAAAGAGCAUUAUAGGGGCUCUGAAGGUGCAUGGAUCGGAAUUCCGUGGGUAUCGGUUGAACGUCCACCAUUCUACGCAGCCGAUAGUCAAACCGGAAGCGAAGAGCAACGAGGCAGCCCAGAAGGAGAUUGAGGAAGCCAUGUCGAUUGUGAAGGAAGCUCACAAUAUGAUUUCGGCUGCCAUCGAUCCGGUCAUUGGAAUGCUGACCAAGGAUAAGAGUUCAAAUCGUCGCCGAUCGCGUUCGCGUUCCCGCUCUAAAGAUCGUCGCACGAGAUCCCGGUCCCGGAAGCGUUCCAAGUCACGCUCAAAACGUUCGCGAUCGCGUAAACGUUCCCGUAGUCGUUCGAAACGUUCUCGGUCCCGUUCGAAGCGCUCCCACUCGAAGCGGUCUCCAUCGCGAAGCAAGCGCUCGCGAUCCCGUUCCAAGCGCUCCCGGUCUCGUGAUCGCCGCAAACGUUCACGCUCGCACCGCCGUAGCCGUUCUCGCUCGCGUGAUCGUCGUCGUUCGCGAUCGCGUGAUCGUAAACGUUCCCGCUCGAGGGAACGUCGUGAUCGUAGCCGCGAUCGGAAGAAGUCGCACCGCAGCAAGGACGAGCGGAGACAUCGUACCCGAUCCCGUUCCCGCAGUCGUAAGCGUUCUACCUCGCGUAGUCAUACCAGCAAACCGAAGGAGCCGAUCCGUGUGUCCAAGAAGCGCAGUCGUUCUCCGGAUAAGCGAUUGAAGAAGAUUCUCGAGGAGAGCGUUACUACGCGGGACUACGAUGCCGAGGAACGUAUCGGUGGCGAAGAGGAUACCACUACUGCUACUACGACGACUACUACUACUGCGAAGAGUUCACCACCGCCGCCGCCACCACCAGCGCGGGAGAAGACGGCCAGCCCGACAACGGAGAAAUCGGACAAUAUGGACAUUUCCAAUUCGCCGUAGGUGAUCAGUGUGACCAGUUGCAGGUUUGCAGGUAUUUGCUUGAUCUAUUCUGACGACACCGAUUAUGCUUUUCUUUUUACUAAGAUUGAUAGUGAUAAACAGUGAACGCUCUUGUAUUUUGAGAAUGUACAAGAGUGACUCUUUCUGAUUGUAAUACUUUUCCGAUUGCUAAUGUCUGUAAGCGUAAGGGAAUGAAUCUAGGUUGGAUAAAUCUA
This is a messenger RNA of Ochlerotatus camptorhynchus, 1914 nucleotides long. It is a transcript of the gene Srp54, whose product is annotated as splicing regulatory protein 54. Gene Ontology annotation, molecular function: RNA binding. Gene Ontology annotation, cellular component: nucleoplasm. NCBI's taxonomy places the organism in Eukaryota, Metazoa, Arthropoda, Insecta, Diptera, Culicidae. Bases 128 to 1699 code for a protein of 523 amino acids. The record is from RefSeq and is a predicted model, not a curated record. The transcript is spliced from 3 exons.